AUGCCGUUAAUUGUCCAGGAUUUCUCAUGGACGCAGACGGAAUCGAUGUUGUACAUAAGUGUUCCCCUAAAAGGAAUAAAGCCCGGGAAAGUGGACAUUCUCGCCACAAACGAAUAUAUAAAGGUCAGUUUUCCACCUUUUUUAUUUGAAGUCUUCCUCUUUGAUCUAAUUGAUGAUGACAAAAGCGCCGCAAAAAUCGGCAACGGAGUGGUUAUUUUCACGUUGUAUAAGAAGAACGACAGAAUGUGGGAACAACUUGGGAUGAAAGACGAUGACAAGCAACGAUUGAAAGAGAUCAGAGAGAGAGCGGUUCUUAAAACCCAGGAAAAGGCGGCCGCAGACUCUAAAGCCAAAGCUGCAAGAAAACAAGAAGAAAAGAAAUAUGCACUCCAGAGAAUGAUGCAGCUGGAGGAUGAAGAGAGAGCGAGGAUUAAGAAAAUCAAGGAUGAGGAGCGUGAGAAAGCCAUAGCGGAGAUGGAGGCAUGGAAGCUAAAACAGAGGCAGGAAGCAGAGAAGAUCAAAGCUCAGCAGAGCCAGAUCGAGGCUCAGCAGAGGCAGGGGGAGGAGGCUGAACAUAAGCAGAGAAAGUCUGAUCAGAUACCUCCGCCCAGGGCUAAAGAAAAGGGAGCCAUAGUCAAGCAUGCUAAGCAAAAACAGGUGGCCCUCCCUGCUCCGCGAUCCUCAGGCAAUAUUAAAAUCCAUUUCACUCCGCGAGUGUUUCCCACUGCCCUGCGGGAAUCCCGCGUACCCGAAGAGGAGGAGUGGCUCAAAAAGCAAGCUGAGGCCAGGCGAGCAGGUGCUGGUGAGGUACCAGAACUGAUGGACCUAAAGGAAGAAGAAAGGAACCCUGACUGGCUAAAAGAGAAGGGAAAUAAAUUGUUUGCAACUGGUAACUACCUGGCUGCCGUGAAUGCCUACAACCUCGCCAUACAGCUGAACCGAAAGAUUCCUGCCUUGUACUCAAACCGCGCUGCCUGUCACCUCAAACUGAGAAAUCUACAUAAAGCCAUAGAAGACUCCUCUACUGCCCUUAAUCUGUUGACGCCAGCAGUUGCUGACAAUGCGGAGGCCAGGAUGAAAGCACAUCUGAGACGAGGCACGGCUUUCUGUGAGCUGGAACUUUAUGCUGAAGGUCUUCAGGAUUAUCAGGCAGCUCUGAAGAUUGACCCACACAAUGAAGCUGUUAAAGAAGAUGCCCAGAAGAUCAGAAACAUAAUUCAAGGCAGUGUGGAUGGCCCCUCAGAUUCUGGGGAAGGCAACAUGGGCCACUGUGUUUAA
Megalops cyprinoides (Indo-Pacific tarpon) is the source of this 1278-nucleotide messenger RNA. It is a transcript of the gene dnaaf4, whose product is annotated as dynein axonemal assembly factor 4. Gene Ontology annotation, molecular function: nuclear estrogen receptor binding. Bases 1 to 1278 code for a protein of 425 amino acids. NCBI's taxonomy places the organism in Eukaryota, Metazoa, Chordata, Actinopteri, Elopiformes, Megalopidae. Gene Ontology annotation, biological process: outer dynein arm assembly; inner dynein arm assembly; heart development. The record is from RefSeq and is a predicted model, not a curated record. The transcript is spliced from 9 exons.